ACUAGUGGAAACUGCUCUUUACCCAAAAGAAGAAAAAAAAACUUCUUUCCUUUGUAUUCUCAUCUUUCAAAUUCACAAAUCUUUUGCUUUAAAAUUGAUCCUUCCUUGGCUCAAAUCGUAAUCUCUUUCCCCCGUGAGAUUGUCCUAUGAAUUCAACCUUUCCAUCGUCUCUUUCUUUCUGGGUUUCUCUGUAACUGUAGCCACUAGCCAAUUUCAAUUCUGGGCAUGUAACUCGCUCCAAACAAUUUCGUUCAAAUUGAGUCUUUUGCCAGCAAUGUCUUGAGCUUCCAAGUUCCAAGCACAUGUCUUUGACUAGCUUUUCCUGGUAAAAGGAUUUGCUUUUACCUUUUUUGCUCAGCAAUGGGUUUAAAUGAUAAGAUUGAAGGAUCUGAUGAUAGUUGUAAAAAAGCUAGGGUUUCAUGUCCUCCUGGUCUCUCAAUAUCUGAUAAUGCUCUGUUCAGUGAAGAGAAACCUAGGAGAUGGUCGGAGAGUUCGUUGCCUGACGUCUCUAAUAGGGUUAAGCUUUUGAAAUUUGGUUCUCCUUCUGCUAGAUUCAAGAGAAUGACUGCGGAAAGAGAUGAGGUUUCACGCUCAGUGAACAGCUCAAGCAACCACAAUCUCCGGGAAAGAAUUAGUGUGAUGUUUUCCCGGAAAAUCGAAUGGGCUUGCUUGAUGAAAAUGGGUAAGCAAUGGCUUAGAGACCCGUUUAACAUGGCUCUUUUCUUGUGGAUCCUUGUGGUUGCCGUCUCUGGUGCGAUUCUGUUCAUGGUUAUGACCGGUAUGUUGAACCAUGCUUUGCCCAAGAAAUCACAGAGAGAUGUUUGGUUUGAAGUUAACAACCAAAUCCUCAACGCAUUGUUUACUCUCAUGUGUUUGUAUCAACACCCGAAACGGUUUUAUCACCUCGUGCUUCUCUGUAGAUGGAACCAAGAUGAUGUUACAACGCUUAGGAAAAUUUACUGCGAGAACGGGACUUACAAGCCAAACGAAUGGAUCCACAUGAUGGUUGUUGUUCUUUUGCUUCACUUGAACUGUUUUGCUCAGUAUGGGCUGUGCGGUCUUAACUUAGGGUACACAAGAUCCGAGAGACCCGCCAUUGGUGUAGCUAUAUGCAUAUCUAUUGCAAUAGCAGCUCCUGCUGCUGCAGGUUUGUACACUAUUCUUAGUCCACUUGGAAAAGAUUAUCAUCCUCAAGCAGACGAGGAGAAUCAAGUUCAGCCUGCGGAAGGACCGUUUACCAAUCGCAAGUUAUCUCUUGAAAGGAGAUAUUCAUUUGCUUAUACAGACGUGAGUAAUCCUGAAUGGAGAGGGGGAGUUCUUGAUAUAUGGGAAGAUAUUUCAUUGGCUUAUCUCUCCCUGUUCUGCACUUUUUGUGUGUUUGGUUGGAACAUGGAGAGGAUUGGGUUUGGGAACAUGUAUGUGCACAUUGCGACUUUUAUUCUCUUCUGUUUGGCUCCUUUCUUUAUAUUCAACUUGGCUGCUAUAAACAUCGAUAAUGAGAUGGUAAGGGAAGCACUUGGAUAUACCGGCAUUGUGCUUUGCUUGUUUGGUUUGCUAUAUGGUGGUUUCUGGAGAAUACAGAUGAGGAAAAGAUUCAAGUUACCGAGUUAUAACUUCUGUUGCGGGAGACCCGCUAUUGCUGAUUGUACACUCUGGUUAUUCUGUUGUUGGUGCUCUUUAGCUCAAGAAGUCCGGACCGCGAAUUCUUAUGAAAUAGUGGAGGAUCAAUUCUGCAAAAGAAGAGAGGAAGAUAGUAAAAUUGAUGAUGAGGUUGUAGUAUCUUCAUCGCCUCGUGAAGACGGUGUGUAUGAUCCGAGUUGCUCGCCUAAGAAGAUGGCUGCGACGAUAGCUGGCUCGUCUCUUAGCCCGAGCAGAUCGAAAGAUGAAACUUGCUUGGGAGAUAAAAGUGAUGGAGCUCUAAGUCCACCUUCUCCUCCAUUCAUAGACAGGGAAGCUAGCUAGAACUACUAACAGUUUUUCUAGUUUUGUGUGAGUUUCACGUAGGGAUUCUGAUGUUGGUUGAACGUUUUCAGUUAGAUAAAUAUAUUUCUUUAUCAUCUA
Molecule: messenger RNA, 2061 nt
Organism: Capsella rubella
Lineage: Eukaryota; Viridiplantae; Streptophyta; Magnoliopsida; Brassicales; Brassicaceae
Exons: 2
Coding region: 361-1962 (533 amino acids)
Biological process (GO): sesquiterpene biosynthetic process
Molecular function (GO): cyclase activity
Source: RefSeq, a predicted model, not a curated record